Molecule: messenger RNA, 1763 nt
Organism: Ricinus communis (castor bean)
Lineage: Eukaryota; Viridiplantae; Streptophyta; Magnoliopsida; Malpighiales; Euphorbiaceae
Product: UDP-glycosyltransferase 71K1
Exons: 1
Coding region: 85-1521 (478 amino acids)
Molecular function (GO): UDP-glycosyltransferase activity
Source: RefSeq, a predicted model, not a curated record
UUAUAACUGGGAGGCUUUAGUUUCGUCAGUUUCAGAGGAGAAGAAGAAAAGAAAGAUCUUUAGAAGAAAUUGACAGUAAGCAAAAUGAAGAACAAGGCAGAGCUAGUAGUUGUUUCUAUGCCUGGAGUUGGUCACGUAGUGUCCACCAUCGAAUUCGCAAAGAAUCUAAUCGAGCGGAACGAUCAGUUACAUAUCAGCAUCAUUGUUAUGAAGUUCCCUACCACUCCCUUUGUAGAUCAAUACGCCAAAUCUCUCACUGCUUCCCAACCCAAUCUCCAGCUUAUUCACCUUCCUGAUCAAGUUGAGGGUCUUCCCACUUUACAAGUUUUUGCUAAAUCAGUACAAAGCUAUUACUCUGCUGUUAUUGCUUGCUACAAACCCCAUGUCAGGAAAAUUGUCUCGGAUAUGAUAUCCUCCCGGUCUUCCCCAGAUUCGGUUCCUGUUGUUGGGUUGGUUCUUGAUCUCUUUUGUGUGUCUCUGAUUGAUGUUGGGAAUGAGUUUGAUCUCCCUUCUUAUAUUUUCUUCACUACUGGUACUCCCUUCUUGAGUCUCAUGCUGCAUCUUCCCCCUCGCCAUGAACAGGUUGGCACCGAGUUUAGCUUCUCUGACCCUGACGUGUCACUUCCAGGAAUUGCCAAUCCUGUUCCUAUAAAAUGCUUGCCUGAUGCAGUAUUCAAUAAGGAUGGUGGUUAUGAUACUUAUCUUAAUGUUGGUCGGAGGCUGAAGGACGUCAAAGGGAUAUUAGUCAACACAGUUUCUGAGCUCGAGUCUCAGGCGCUCCAGUAUUUAAACAGUGCCCAGAUCACUAGCAUUUACACUGUUGGACCUGUCCUGCAUCUCAAGAGUCAACCUCAUCCAGACAUGGAACAGGGUAGAUGGGGUAAGAUCAAGACAUGGCUUGACGAGCAGCCUGAAUCUUCCGUGGUAUUCCUAUGUUUCGGAAGUUCAGGGUCCUUGAGCGUGUCCCAGGUGAAAGAAAUGGCUCUUGGCCUCGAGCAGAGUGGGCAUAGAUUCUUGUGGUCCUUACGUCUUCCCCCAGUCAAACUUCAAGAGACCAUGUACAAGAGUGCGGAGGAGAUGUUGCCAGAAGGAUUCUUAGAGAGGGUACGAGGGAGGGGGAUGGUGUGUGGCUGGGCACCCCAGGUGGAGGUGCUGGCCCACAAGGCCACAGGAGGAUUCGUAUCUCAUUGUGGAUGGAACUCCAUCUUGGAGAGUUUGUGGUAUGGGGUGCCCAUUGUGGCAUUGCCUAUAUAUGCUGAGCAGCAGAUUAACGCAUUUGCUAUGGUGAAGGAGCUGGGGCUGGCUGUGGAGCUCAAAAUGGAUUACAGGCAAAGUGAUGUUAUUCCGGCAGAGGAGGUGAAAACAACUCUGACACGUUUAAUGGACAACGAAGAAGAGCUGAAAAGGAAGGUGAAAAACAUGUCAGAAAUUUCCAGGAAAGCUCUCAAAGAAGGGGGAUCCUCUUCCAUUUCAAUCUCCCGAUUCAUGAAGGACUUAUUAGGCAGCAGCUACUUCGACUGAAUUAUUUACUAAUCAACUUGUUACUGCUGAAUAAUUAAAGUGAGAUCAAAUAGCAGAACCAUCCUUUGCUGCUGCUGCUGCUCUGCUGGUAAGAUCAUAUAAUAAAACACUGUUGUUUGUAAUGUGUUAUAAAUACUGUGGUUGAGAUUUCCUGCAAUUUUUUCUUAAAUUGCCUCAGCUAGGGUUUGAAUUCGAAACUAGCUAUUCUUUGUUAUCAAUUAUUGAUUAAUGCUUCUUAAUAC